AAACACAGAGCGCAGAGCGGUUUGGUCGUUCGUUGGAAGGAGCUUUUCCCGUGUUUCAGCUACUGCAGCUCUUUGGGCAGCAGAGGCGGCGCGGUGGUCGGAGAAGCGGCCUAAAACUUCGGCGUUAGGUAAAAGAAAAUGGCCCGAACCAAGCAGACUGCUCGUAAGUCAACGGGUGGGAAAGCGCCCCGCAAGCAGCUGGCCACCAAAGCGGCCAGGAAAAGUGCCCCCUCUACUGGCGGGGUGAAAAAACCUCAUCGCUACAGGCCCGGGACUGUUGCGCUUCGAGAAAUCCGUCGUUACCAGAAAUCCACCGAGUUUCUGAUCCGGAAACUGCCUUUCCAGAGGUUGGUGAGGGAUAUCGCCCAGGAUUUCAAAACCGACUUGAGGUUCCAGAGUGCCGCCAUCGGCGCGCUGCAGGAGGCUAGCGAAGCGUACCUGGUGGGUUUGUUUGAAGAUACUAAUCUGUGUGCCAUCCACGCUGAGAGAGUCACCAUCAUGCCCAAAGACAUCCAGUUGGCUCGCCGGAUACGGGGAGAGAGAGCUUAAGUGAAGGCAGUUUUUAUGGUGUUUUGUACUAAAUUCUGUAAAAUACUUCGGUUUAAUUUGUGACUUUUUUUGUAAGAAAUUGUUUAUAAUAUGUUGCAUUUGUACUUAAGUCAUUCCAUCUUUCACUCAGGAUGAAUGCGAAAAGUGACUGUUCACAGACCUCAGUGAUGUGAGCACUGUUGCUCAGGAGUGACAAGUUGCUAAUAUGCAGAAGGGAUGGGUGAUAUUUCUUGCUUCUCAUGAUGCAUGUUUCUGUAUGUUAAUGACUUGUUGGGUAGCUAUUAAGGUACUAGAAUUGAUAAAUGUGUACAGGGUCCUUUUGCAAUAAAACUGGUUAUGACUUGA
Bubalus bubalis (water buffalo) is the source of this 894-nucleotide messenger RNA. RefSeq names its product histone H3.3A. The record is from RefSeq and is a predicted model, not a curated record. Gene Ontology annotation, molecular function: structural constituent of chromatin; DNA binding; protein heterodimerization activity. The transcript has a single exon. NCBI's taxonomy places the organism in Eukaryota, Metazoa, Chordata, Mammalia, Artiodactyla, Bovidae. Bases 139 to 549 code for a protein of 136 amino acids. Gene Ontology annotation, cellular component: nucleosome.